GUACUCUCAAUUGCCGCUUCGACUGAAGCUUGCUCUCUUGCUCGGGCACCGUCUCUCAACUUUCAAAGAGCAGUUGGGUUAGCUGCUGGUGCUUCAUUUGGAGGAACUAGAAAUCCGAGAUGGCAGUUCCAGUACAUCCCGAGGACCCCGCACCGGAUCAACCUCAAACACCACCCCCAGUCCGUGAUUUUCUUCAGGCCGCUAGAUAUGGAGAUUUGGAAGACGUGCAGAGGUUGCUCGCACAGGGGACCUCUGUAAGUUCCCAAGAUGUUCAGGGCCGGACUGCUCUACAUAUGGCCUCAGCCAAUGGCCACCUUGACGUCGUGAAAUGCUUGAUUGAGCAUGGGGCCAAUGUAAAUAUGUGCAACUUGGAGCAAAACUCUCCUCUGCAUUAUGCAGUUCUCAAUGCACACAAACCUGUUGUAGAGUUCCUUAUUUCCGCAGGGGCCAAUGUUUCUGCAAUCAAUAGGUAUGAUAGAACCCCAGUAGAUGAAGCGGUAAGCAAAGGUGAUGUUUCGUUGAUUGAGUGCAUUACUCGAGCAGCACCAAUUGCAGAGGAACCUACUAAUGGCGAAGCCAAUGGAGCUCCCGAUCAUGCUUCUGCUAUGGAAGAAGAGUGAUACGAAUCGCCUUGCAAUGCAGUUUUUUCAAUUGUCUACAUUGGUAUGCGAAAGCGCUUUUUAUGUAUACGGUCCGGAGCAUGUAUAUGCAAAACUGUAUAUUGUAUCAGUGUUGGAGAAUAACCACAGAAUGUAAAUUUCGUAUACAAAGAAUCGUGGGGUGCACCGCUUGCUACUUUCCUGAA
Messenger RNA from Physcomitrium patens, 805 nucleotides. RefSeq lists its product as uncharacterized. The record is from RefSeq and is a predicted model, not a curated record. Gene Ontology annotation, cellular component: BRCA1-BARD1 complex; BRCA1-A complex. Gene Ontology annotation, biological process: protein K6-linked ubiquitination. Gene Ontology annotation, molecular function: protein binding; ubiquitin-protein transferase activity. Lineage: Eukaryota; Viridiplantae; Streptophyta; Bryopsida; Funariales; Funariaceae.